AUGGCAGAAAAUGCCUUGUUUGAUGCUUUGAUCGUCCAAAGUCAAUAUAAUCGAAAUGCACGACCACUGGAAAACAACUCAUUUGACAAACCAGUCGACGUUCGAUUAGGAUUAAGACUAAUUCAGAUCACCGACGUGGUGAGAAUUCGGUUUAUAUUUUAGGACGAAAAACGUCAAAUCCUCACGUCUACUCUUCGUAAGCGUUGGACAGAUCCAAGGUUGGUGUGGAAUCCAAAAGAAUACGAAAACAUCAAGUUAAUGCACAUUCCUUCUCGUCUCCUAUGGGUUCCGGAUAUUGGACUUUACAUAAGUUAUCCAUAUUUGUUACGCAACAGUGCCGAUGGAAAUUAUGAAAUCCCAUUAAAAACGAACACUCAGGUGUAUUUCAACGGAACAAUCAUAUGGGAACCUGCUGCGAUCUACAAAAGUUCAUGUCCUAUCAACGUUGAGUUUUUCCCUUUCGACAUUCAAGAAUGUUACUGGAAAUUCGGCUCCUGGACUUACGACGGAUCAAAGAUAAAUCUGAUUCACAAAGAAAAUAAUCUCUCUAAAAAAGAAACAGACGAACAUGGAAUCGAUUUGACAGAAUUCUACCCGAAUAUCGAAUGGGAAGUACUUUCAGUGACAGCAGAGAAGAAAGUCAAGUUCUACGAGUGCUGUAUCGAGCCAUAUAUCGAUAUAUUUUUCUACAUCACAAUAAGGAGAAAAACAGUGUUUUAUCUCGUCAACUUUCUCUUUCCGUGUGUUUGCAUUUCCUUUCUUACGAUCCUUGUAUUUUAUCUCCCUGCCGGAUCAGGAGAAAAGAUAACUCUGAGUAUUUCGAUUCUUUUGUCCUUGGCUGUGUUCAUCCUUCUUUUGGCUGAUAUUGUGCCCCCGACCUCCCUUGUGAUCCCUCUCAUUGGCAAAUAUCUUUUGUUUACUGUUAUUUUGGUGACACUUUCCGUCAUUUUGACAGUGAUUGUGCUCAACGUUCACUUCCGGUCGUGUUCUACACAUCGAAUGCCUAUUUGGGUCAAACUACUUUUUUUGUGGGUGUUGCCCUCGUUGCUUAGAAUGCAGAAACUUUAUGGAUCAUUUGAAUCAAGCAAUAACGACAAAGGAUUUGUGAGAUUUCUCUACAAAUUUCAACAAAAACGAAACAAGCUUAUAAAGGCAUUAAAAAAGUGGUAUUAUAUCAAAAAAGACUCCAUAAUUGGGAAGAGACCGGCAAGUCCUGUCAGGACUACAACUCCGACGGGAGUCGAAACAGAAGCAUCGUUGAAUUUAAGGAACGACAGUGUUGAACACCUCAAUAUUUGCAUUCGACAUAAGAUCGAUCAAAAGACUAGAUACUCAGAAUCCAUUCGGAGAUCAAUUGGUUAUGAAAAUCAAUUUAAACAAAACGAAGAAAAAGAAACGAAAAAUCGAAUUUUGGGAAAUUUGCUGAGUGAAUCAAUUCAAAGUUGUAUCGAAGCAGUCAGAUUUAUCUCAGAUAUAAUGAAGGAAGAAGAGGCAAAGAGUUGUGUAUGA
Messenger RNA from Octopus sinensis (East Asian common octopus), 1509 nucleotides. Its product is annotated as acetylcholine receptor subunit alpha-like 1. Gene Ontology annotation, molecular function: transmembrane signaling receptor activity; acetylcholine-gated monoatomic cation-selective channel activity. Gene Ontology annotation, cellular component: synapse; neuron projection; postsynaptic membrane. Lineage: Eukaryota; Metazoa; Mollusca; Cephalopoda; Octopoda; Octopodidae. Gene Ontology annotation, biological process: regulation of membrane potential; monoatomic ion transmembrane transport; signal transduction. The record is from RefSeq and is a predicted model, not a curated record.